Molecule: messenger RNA, 3341 nt
Organism: Rhineura floridana
Lineage: Eukaryota; Metazoa; Chordata; Lepidosauria; Squamata; Rhineuridae
Gene: PRDM12
Product: PR/SET domain 12
Exons: 6
Coding region: 173-961 (262 amino acids)
Biological process (GO): neurogenesis
Cellular component (GO): nucleus
Molecular function (GO): histone methyltransferase binding
Source: RefSeq, a predicted model, not a curated record
GACUCAGCAGGAGGAGAAUGCUGGCAGGCAGCGCCACCCCCUUGCACUGAUUGUAGAGGUCCAGAAGUUGUCCAGUCUGGUGCUGCCUUCGGAGGUCAUCAUCGCCCAGAGUUCCAUCCCGGGAGAGGGACUUGGCAUCUUUUCCAAGACCUGGAUCAAAGCCGGCACCGAGAUGGGACCUUUCACUGGCCGGAUCAUCUCCCCGGAACACGUGGAUCUUUGCAAAAAUAAUAAUCUCAUGUGGGAGGUUUUCAACGAAGACGGGACUGUCCGUUACUUCAUCGAUGCCAGCCAAGAAGACCAUCGCAGCUGGAUGACGUACAUCAAGUGUGCAAGGAAUGAGCAAGAGCAGAACCUGGAGGUGGUCCAGAUUGGGAAUAGCAUCUUCUACAAGGCCAUUGAGAUGAUCCCUCCGGAUCAAGAAUUGCUGGUUUGGUACGGGAAUUCUCACAAUACCUUCCUGGGGAUCCCUGGUGUCUUGGGCCUCGAGGAAGAGCAGAAGAAGAGCAAGCACGAAUAUGGGCUUGAUCCAUUCCCCUCUGUGGGCGCACCUGGUCCGGGCAUGACUAUCGUGCAAGAGGACUUCCACGCAGCCGAGGUGGGCGCCAGCUCCACGGGGCGCAUGCGGUGCGUCAUCUGUCACCGUGGCUUCAACUCCCGCAGCAACCUCCGCUCCCACAUGCGGAUCCACACCCUGGACAAGCCCUUUGUCUGCCGCUUUUGCAACCGCCGCUUCAGCCAGUCCUCCACCUUGCGCAACCACGUCCGCCUCCACACUGGCGAGCGCCCAUACAAGUGCCAGGUCUGCCAAAGUGCCUACUCCCAGCUGGCCGGGCUGCGGGCCCACCAGAAGAGCGCCAGGCACCGUCCCCCCAAUGGCACCCUGCAGUCACACUCGCCCGCUUUGCCGGUGCCACACCCCACCUCCCUCGCUCACCACAUCCCCACCAUGGUGCUGUGAAAACGGGAUGGGGGGUGCAGGGCCCUGCUGGUGCUGCUGUGGACUGGUUGGCAUCAACCCAUUGGGGCGCAGGGGCAAGUGGGGGAUUCGCAGCGGAUUGGUCCAGCAGCGACUCUUAGCCAGGAUCGCAAAAUAGAACCUCCAUGUUCAAGCACACGUCUACCAUCUGAGCAAGAGAGGGGGCAGGCCGUGGCCUCCAGGACCCUGCUUGUGAGGCUCCCGGCGGUCUCCGGCUGGCCACUCUUGGAGACAGAGCACUGGGGCUAAGAUGAACCUUUUGGUCUGAAGCGGCAUGGCAGAUCUUAGGGGAUGGCGAGUGGCGUUUCUGUUCUGAUAAGGCCUCACUAUUCCCAUGUGGGGGCUUGAAGACAAGGGGCACCCCUUCCCCCCCAAGUCCUUCAAAAUUUCCAUCCAAAGGCCUUUCAGAUGCAUCCAGGAUGAUUCCACCAAUUGUAGUUUCUUCUUCAUGAUGUAGGGGCUUCACUGUAUUGCCCACUGACCCAGAAAUCCCAGAAAGUGAGGUCAAGGGGGAAUAUUUCUGCAAAUGAGCUCCACGGGUGAAUGUAGAGAGAUGGAGGUCACAUAUUUCCCCCCUCCCAAGUUUAGAGCAGAAAUGGGGGACCUGGACUUCAACCCACAACAUCUCGACUGUCGGCCAUCCUGGCCACAGAGAUCGAUGGGCAAUGAGGCUUGGCGAUAGCUAGCAAGAGAUUCCAGUCCUUUUCUGGAUCCAAAGAGCGAUGACUGCGCACACAGUAUGUGUUUAAAGCACACGGCUUCGCCCAACAAAUCUGGGAACUGUAGUUUACUGCUCACGGAGCUACACUUCCCAGCGUCCUUAGCAAAUGACAAUUCCCAGGAUUCUAGGGGAGCAGAGGAGAAUGUGCUUUAAAUGUGUGGGGUGUACACAACCAAACACACACAAAUCAGUAAUAGCUCACUAUGGCAGAGUGCAGCCCCUGGUUCCCGGAUCCAGACCUAGAGUUCCUAGCAGCUGUUGUUGUUUUCUUUGGAGGGGGGCUAAAUGGUUGGUGGGUAAUCCAGCCAUAGCAGACAGGGAUAUCUCAAGCCUUUGGGGAUACCUCCAAGUCUGUAUUUGGCUCAACUUGGAAAAGUUACUUUUUUGAACUACAACUCCCAUCAGCCCAUGCUGGCUGGGGCUGAUGGGAGUUGCAGUUCAAAAAUGUAACUUUCCCAAGCUCUGGGCUCAAGUCUAACCUCUGUUCUUCUCCGCUGUAGAGAGGCAUCUUCGCCUCCAGCUCCAUCCACAGUGUUAAGCUCUCUUUGGCUUCUAAUGACAACUGUAUGGAUGAGCGAUUGAAGAGAGCGUUCAGGGGCCACUGUAAUCCCAGGAGAACUGCUCCCAACGUUGGGUGGACUGUGAAUGAGGAACACAGAGCAGAGCAGAUGGUUUGUUCAUCUCGGUGAAUAUUGUCUGCUCUGACUGGCAGCAGCUUUCAAGAGUUUGGGGCGGAGAAGAGUCUUUUCUCAUCCGCUGCUGCCUGAUACUUAAAAAAAAAUAGGACCAUUCUGUCCAUCUCAGACCCUGUACAGCAUUAUACAUUUUAAGCACUAUGAUCCCACUUUAAACAGUCAUGGCUACUUCCUCCACAGCAUCCUGGGAACUGUAGUUUGUUCUGGGUGCUGAAAGUUGUUAGGAACCCUCUGAUUCCUCUCUCAGAGCUACACUUCCCAAAGUUCUCUGGGAAGAGGGAUUGACUGUUAAACCACUAUGGGAAUUGUCGCUCUGGGAGGGGAAUUGGGGGGUCCCCUAACAACUGUCAGCACCCUUCAGAAACUACAGUUCCCAGGAUUCUCUGGGGGAAGAAGCUGUGACUCUUUAAAGUGGCAUCAUAAGUGGUACAGGGUGCCCCAGUCCUUUUUCUCCAUACCAAGCAGAAUAGCUCUCUGUCGCUCCACCAUAAGCCUGAUAAACCAGGCUCUUUGCUGUUGUAACAUACCCUUUUUUUUUUUUAAAGAGUACUGAUGAUAUUGAUUCCUAUUGAAAAGAGAAGAGGCACAGAGUUGUCGCAAAUGGUGUUUUUCUUCCAGGAAACGCUGGUCACUUUAACCUUGUAAAUAUCAAUUCGUGUAAAACACUAUUUGAUAUUAUAUAUAAUUUGAUGGUAUUAUGUACACAGCUGUAUAGAUCUUUGUAUCUCUCUCACUCUCUUGUAUUCUAAAUAAUAAUAAUAGAGUAAUAAUAAUAAUAAUAAUAAUAAUAGAACUACAAAUUACUGACAAUGGAAGAAAAUGCUUGGGUGUUUCAGCUUUAGAUUUUUCAAAGUUUACAUAGUUUUUGUUUUGAGAGUUGGGGUGAUCUGGAGGCUGUGAGCCUGAAUUAAAGUCAUGUCUUUGCCAUAAGCCUUCCUGUGUCCAA